GGAGGGAGUCUGAGCUGGGGGCGGUGAAAGGGGAAGUCUUUGUGUGUAUGAAAAGCUAAAGCGUCCACACCCAUCUCACUCGAACAUCGCCUGGACGUAUCUCUGUGUAUCAUCUCAACUUUCACAUCUCAAGACCGUCAGAAUGGCUUUGGUAUCAGAGUUCCUGGGACAACUGUCUCUCAACGUUGGGACCAUAGAGCCCAAGUUCCCCACUGUGGUCCCUGCAAGGGACUUUGACCCUGACAGAGAUGCUGCCAGAAUCGAGACAGCCAUCAAAACCAAAGGAGUGGACGAGCAGACCAUCAUUGACGUCCUGACAAAACGGACCUACGCUCAAAGAAGAGACAUCGCUUUCGCAUAUGAAAAGAGGGCGAAGAAGGACAUGAUCACAGCCCUGAAGGGGGCGCUGUCCGGAUCCCUGGAAACAGUGAUCCUUGGACUGAUGAGGAGCACAUCCCAAUAUGACGCCUCAGAAAUCAGAGGAUCAAUCAAGGGUUUAGGAACAGACGAGGAAACGCUGAUUGAGAUUUUGUGCUCGCGCAGCAACGAUGAAAUGGUGGAGAUCAAGGCGGUUUACAAAGAACUGUUUAAGAAGGAUCUGGAAAAAGACGUCGCAGGUGACACCUCUGGGAAUUUUGCCAAGCUGCUCUUGGCUCUGGUGCAGACCAAGAGAGCUGAACCAACCUCUGUUGUAGACUUUGAAAAGGUCGAUCAAGAUGCCAGAAAACUCUAUGAGGCUGGAAUACAGAACAAAGGAACCGACGUGGUGAGCUGGAUCUCCAUCAUGUCUGAGAGAAGUGUGCCACACCUGCAGAGAGUGUUUCAGAGGUACAAGAGCUACAGCCCCUAUGACAUGCAGGAGAGUAUUGUCAAGGAAGUCAAAGGAGACUUGCAAAAGUCCUUUCUGGUGCUAGUUCAGUGCUUUGAAAACAAACAGCUGUACUUUGCCAAGAGACUGAGUGAAGCCAUGAAGAGCAAAGGAGCCAAAGAGAAGGUGGUGACCAGGAUCAUUGUGUCCCGCUGCGAAGUGGACCUGCAGAAGAUCUGCUCCGAAUACAAGAGCAACUUUGGACAGACUCUGCAAAAGACCAUUUUGGAACACACCAAGGGAGACUACCAGAAGGCAAUGCUCAGCCUGUGUGGACCAGAGCAGUAGAAAUCAAUCAUCAGUAUCAAAAGGGUUUCACCUUUCCACCAUUGGAAAGGUGAAUAUCCCACUUCAGAGGAAACUCUGAGGCUAAAGCCCAUCCAAGUUAUUCCACACACACACACACACACACACACACACACACACACACACACACACACACACACACACACACACACAACCCUUCACACACACAAACCCAAAGGCAACAUUACAGAAGAUAACGUUUUUUGCUAUAUGAAGAAUCUGUAUUACAGCUUAUGUUUGUCGGAACAAACUGGAAAUAAAGUUACAUUGUUGAAGUACUAAAGCCCACUUAGAUUGUUCUUACUUGACGUUUCUAUAUUUUCCACUAGAGGGCGCUGUAGGAGCAUUAAACACAGCUGUAGGAGGCUCCAGCUCCUCUGUGGCACCAGAACAUCUCAUACCUGUGAAAAGCAGAAAAGUUUCAACAUAAUGAAAUAUUUCAUCUGCAAUUAUUGUUUCAUUGUUUUCUUUUCCUGCUAAUUAGAGGUCAUUAAUGAAGUGAAAAUCAAAAGAGCUAAGUACUUUAAUAUAUUUUAUUUGCACAUGAUAAAAAUAAGGUUUUUUUUUGUAUCUUAUGACAUUUAAAAAGCAAUCCCGGGUUAUAUUACUGCUGAGGGAUUUAAAACGUCAUGUGUGUAAAAGUAUGAAUGAUUUUAAGAAUACAGUGUCGUGACCCAUGCAGCAUCUUUCCAUACAAAUAAAUCUUCCUCGUUUUCCA
This is a messenger RNA of Platichthys flesus (European flounder), 1892 nucleotides long. Its product is annotated as annexin A2-like. NCBI's taxonomy places the organism in Eukaryota, Metazoa, Chordata, Actinopteri, Pleuronectiformes, Pleuronectidae. The record is from RefSeq and is a predicted model, not a curated record. Gene Ontology annotation, cellular component: cytoplasm. The transcript is spliced from 13 exons. Gene Ontology annotation, molecular function: phospholipase inhibitor activity; cytoskeletal protein binding; calcium ion binding. The coding region runs from base 143 to 1156 and encodes 337 amino acids.